AUGAUAGCUCUUCUACUUUUUGUACUAACUAGUCUUGGUUUUGUAAUCAAUGCAUCAACCCUUAAUUCUUGUUCGAAUUGUGGAGACUCUGUUGUUCCAUACCCUCUCAGCACAACUGAGAAUUGUGGAGAUAAAAGGUAUCAAAUCUACUGCAAUGAUGAUGAGUUGGAGUUCCUUUCAGCAACAGGAACUUACUAUAAGAUCCUUAGAAUUGACCCAAGUGCUAAUAGGCUUGUCAUUAGCCCACCCCUCAUUUUAAAAAAUACCUGUUAUUCUUCUGAUCUCUCCAUGGGAGGCCUUGUGCUUGAUGAAAACUUGCCUUUCAAUAUAUCUGCACAAAAUACAGUAAUGCUGUUCAAUUGCUCUAACAAUAUCCUUCAGUCUCCACUCAAUUGUACUUCAAAUAGUAUCUGCAGGCAAUUUGAGAAAAAGGUGGAAGAAGGAUCUGGGUGUAUGGGCACCCUUUGUUGUCAUUACUUAAAGGACUCAGCCAUGAAUUCUCAUAGGAUCAGAGUCAAGGUUGGGAGUUGCACUGCCUACACUUGUUUGGUGCGUUUCACUCCUGAUGAUCCUCUUGAAACUUGGAAUUAUGGGAUUGAGAUACAAUGGUCACCUCCCAAUUGA
Sphenostylis stenocarpa is the source of this 624-nucleotide messenger RNA. The record is from the annotation of a GenBank genome assembly. NCBI's taxonomy places the organism in Eukaryota, Viridiplantae, Streptophyta, Magnoliopsida, Fabales, Fabaceae.